Molecule: messenger RNA, 2957 nt
Organism: Pecten maximus
Lineage: Eukaryota; Metazoa; Mollusca; Bivalvia; Pectinida; Pectinidae
Product: peroxisomal targeting signal 2 receptor-like
Exons: 9
Coding region: 72-1016 (314 amino acids)
Biological process (GO): protein import into peroxisome matrix
Cellular component (GO): peroxisomal matrix; cytosol
Molecular function (GO): protein binding
Source: RefSeq, a predicted model, not a curated record
GGUCAGUUGCAUGCUAGAGAGAGCUGUCUGCUAUCUUCAUCUUAGGACAACAUGUAGACGUCUAAGAAGCUAUGAACGUGUCUUUUCAAACAAAAUCUAGACACGGUUACUCGGUUGAAUUCUCACCGUAUUACCCAAAUCGUCUAGCAUGUGCCACAUCUCAAUAUUAUGGUCUGGCAGGUUGCGGGACACUGUUUGUUCUGGAUACAACUCCAAAUGGCCUUGUCCCAUUGCGGGUAUACCAGUGGAAUGAUGGUCUGUUUGAGGUUACCUGGUCUGAAGACAAUGACAAUGUGUUAGUGACAGCAGCUGGUGAUGGCAGUGUCUUAUUGUGGGAUGUUUCUCAUCCUCAGGGUCCACUGAAGGCACUUAAAGAACACACUAAAGAGACUUACUCCGUACACUGGAGCCAGACAAGGAAUGAGAACUUUGUGAUCAGUGGGUCAUGGGACAGUCUUAUCAAACUGUGGGACAUCUCUCAACCAAACUCUCUAGCCACCUUUUCAGGUCAUAGGUCAAUGGUUUACUCUGUGAGAUGGUCACCGCAUAUCCCAGGGUGCUUUGCUUCAGCGUCAGGUGACCAGACGCUGUGUGUAUGGGAUGUCAGAAAGCCACAGUUUGCUCAGACUGUGAUUCCUGCUCAUGAAGGGGAGGUUCUCAGCUGCGAUUGGUGUAAAUAUGACCAGAAUAUGUUGUUCAGUGGGUCUGUGGACGGUACAAUACGAGUGUGGGACAUCCGAAAUCCUCAAACACCACUCAAUCAACUCCUGGGACACAAAUUAGCUGUGAGGAGAGUCAAGGCCUCCCCUCAUUCUGGAAACAUCCUGGCUUCCUGUUCUUAUGAUUUCACAACUAGGGUUUGGGAUAUGACUGGCCCUGCUGCCUUGGAGGUGAUUGAACACCACACAGAGUUUGUGUAUGGCCUAGACUUUAACCUCCACAUUCCUGGACAGAUCGCAGACUGUGGCUGGGAUGAAAUGGUUCAUGUCUUCUCCCCUCGAACACUGAAGCCAUAAACAUUUGCCUCAUCCGAUAUGGACUAGAGCUCAGAUGAAGUAUUAUAACUGUACAUCUUUUCACCAGCAAACUGCAGUUGUAAUCCUCCAUAUGCUUUGAUAGAUAGCUCGCUGGUUGGGAUGAGGUGGUCCAUGUUUACUUUUUUCACUCACUGCAACCAUAAACACAAACAACAUGGAGUAACUGAGUGGACGUUAUAGUAAGUGUUGCACAUCAUAUCCAGUGCAGACUCCUACCUCUCUGGAUGAUAAACUAUUAAUAACUUGGACAAUGCUGUGAGCAUCUACCACCCAUCCACUGCUAUUUUAACCUACUAAACAGAAAUCUCAUCAUCCCAGGACAUAUAACUGUAGCAAUAAUAAUCAAACUACUGCCGUAUUACUUGUUUUAAAUAGGUCAAAAAGAAAUACUACUUUUUCACAAGAAGUUACAUAGAAGCUUCUAAAACUCUGUCAUUGAUAUUGUAUCAAGCAUCACAGACAUGAAAAUAAGACUUGUCAUACCGGUAGUUGUUUAGUUAUUCUAGAAUGAUCAGGUAUAUUAUUGAUAUGAUUAGUUUAAUUUGUAGUGAACAGUAGCAUAAUAAUUAUGUUUUUUAUAUCGUCUGUAGAGUAUUGAAAGUUCCUGGAUGUUGAGCAUUCAGCAAAUAACAGCUGAAUUAUUGGAUUGUUUAUCAAUCACAAUUUAUGUUAAGCUUUUAUUUACAAAAAAUGAGAGGAAGCCUUCUUUUCAAUUAAUAUUCGACAGGUCAGGAUAACCUAUAGUCAUUGUACUUCCUCCAUUGUCGUACAUCUUCGAUCAUGUGUAAACUUUUCAUUCAAAUGACUUUUUCUCAUUAACCAGAAGGCUCGGGGAACUGAUAUUGACUCUGUAGCAUGCUUGGAUAAAGCUUUACCAAGUUUGUUCAAAUAUAUGACCUUGACCUACUUUCAUACGUCUUCGAUCAUGUGUAAACUUUUCAUUCAAAUUACUUUUUCUCAAUAACCAGAAGGCUUGGGGAAUUGAUAUUGACUUGAUAUUAGGCCUGUAGCAUACUGGGGUGAAUGCUACAAAGUGUGUUCAAAUGAAUGACUUUUACCUACAUUUAGGAUCACAUUGGUGAAAUAGGCUAAAAUCUUCAAAUGACUUCUUAAUAACCAUGAGGACCAGGGACUUGAUAUUGGGUCUGUAGCGUGCUUAUGUGAAAUGCUACCAUAUUUGUUCAAAUGAAUAUCCUUGAUCUUCAUUCAUAGUCACAUGGGUCAGAUAGGAUAAAAUCUUUAAACAAGUUAUUCUCAAUGACCAUGGCUUACAUGAAAGGUCACAGGGGCAAAUCAAAUAGGUUUAAGUCUUUAAACAGUGAUUUCUCGAUAGCCAAGAGACUCGGAUACGUGAUAUUAGGCCAAUAGUAUGCUGGAAUGAAGGACUAGAAAAUGUAUUAACAUGAAUAAAGCUAUCCAACUCUUUGAAUAAAGUGAUAAUCAGCGACGUUUCUGCAGAAAUGACCUAGAUAAACUUUAUAGUUGCUGUAGAGCAAGGUGAGUAAUACAGACCCAUUGGGCCUCUUGUUGCAUCUUUCUGAUCUUGCACCAAGAAAUGCCCCUUUAUUUACUUGCUAUAGUAGUAUAAUGUACUCAAAGUAGUCAGAUGACCAUUAAGGCCUGUUGGGCCACUUGUGUAAAAAGAGGUGUUUUAUUAAUCUAAGUGAUCAUUACAUACAGACUGUUUUCUUCAUUUCACAACAAUUAAUUAAAUAAAUCAAUGGGUAUUUGGCAACAGGCUAUGCCUAUAUUUCAGCUCUCUCUCAAAAUCAAUUCCUACUUUUUACAAGACAUGCUGUUUGUUACUUUGCAAUAUUAUUAAUGUGCGAUAAAAGAUGGUUGUGUAUUAAAACUCACCAUACCUGCAUGUUAAGAUUUUAUUCAUUGUUAUUAAAUAUCUGAUUAUAUGUGAUUUAUGCA